This is a messenger RNA of Culex pipiens pallens (northern house mosquito), 1289 nucleotides long. RefSeq names its product leucine-rich repeat-containing protein 23-like. The coding region runs from base 143 to 1159 and encodes 338 amino acids. Gene Ontology annotation, molecular function: protein binding. The transcript is spliced from 2 exons. The record is from RefSeq and is a predicted model, not a curated record. NCBI's taxonomy places the organism in Eukaryota, Metazoa, Arthropoda, Insecta, Diptera, Culicidae.
GCGAAUAUGUAGGCGCACGCUACAAGUUUACCCACCCUCGUGUGAGUGAGUUAAUUACACGAUCGAAGUCGAUCGAGCAGUAUCCCGAAGCAGUUCGUCACUAGUCGUCCAAGUCGGUGCACUAGUCACACUAUUCGCAAGGAUGAAGGAAAUUCUGUGGACCUUCCUGUUGAUCACGGCGUCGCACGCAAGUCGCGUAGUCCGCGAGCACCGGUGCAUUUCGCCGGCCAGCGAGGACAUGUGCAUCCUGCAGGAGGUCUUCUACAACCGAUCCACCACGGACAACGUCUUCCCGCAGAACUACUCGCACGUCCACAUUGGAUCCGACACGACGCGGACCUUCCAGUCGCUGGUGCCCAUUCUGGACGGUCAGCUGUUCCGAGAGUUGGGCGAACCGCAGGCACUCGAGCUGACCUACGUGAAGUUGAAGACGCUGGAGAUUCCCCGGAAGCUGGUGCUGGGGAACUUUGUGGACAAUUCGCUGCGCGAGUUUUGGCUCGAGCCGGGAGAGAUGGCGCCUGCGUUGAGCUAUCUGGAUCUCAGCCGGAACGAGGUGUCCAACUUGACCAACAUCAGCAGCCUGGUGAAUCUCGAGUCGCUGUACAUGGUCGGCAACGAAAUCGAACACAUUGCACCGAACACGUUCGCCGGAUUGACCAAACUUAAAAUGCUCAAUCUGAACCACAACGAGCUCAAAAUGAUUCAUGGCGCAGAUCUCCCACCAAGUUUGAUCUGGAUUCGCCUGGCGGACAACAGCCUGGAAUCGCUCGACGCGGCUGAGCUGAAGCUUCCGCUGCUCGAAUACCUGGACAUUUCCAGCAACCACCUCACGACGCUCAACGGAGCCGAGCUGAUCAUGGACAAGCCAAACCUGCGCGAAGUCCUCUUCGGUGGCAAUCGGUUCGAUCUGGCCACGGUCAAGAAGGUGACGGAACUGUUCCAGCGGCACAACGUCUCGUACACCCUGCUGGACGACACCGAGGACAACGAGUUCAUGCACUGUGACUACCGGAGCAAGCUCGUCGACGGAAUGUGCGUCCGGCGGGACCAGAUUCCCAACGGUUGGCUCAAAUCGACCGGACUGAGCGUGCUGACCGUGCUGGUGGCGGCCCUGUUCGGGAUGGUCGUGCGCUGGGUGUUUCUCGCGAUGAGCAAGUGAUAACGGGUGGUGUUUAGACGGCGAUGGAGGCUAUUAGUUUAUCAAUUGUAAAUAAAAAUGAUCAAUGUUUUAGUUGUACGAUGUACUCAAAACUAACGGGGCGGUGAUUAGUUAUGGAAGUAAUGAGGAA